AUGGGUGUGUUUGGACCCAUGUACUCCAGGACUUUGAGGAGGUGGACAAACAUCACCCAUGGGAUAGGACAUAAAAGGAACAAUAUGUCUGACAAACUUCUGUUUAAGAAGAUGCUGGAAUUCUACCACUGCUUACUUCCAGCCAGAAAGAUGUCUUCCAACAAGCAGGCCUGCUCCUACAGCUGCUACUCGCCCUGCGACGUGAGCUGCCCUCCGCCAUAUGCAAACGCCUGGAGCCAGCCCUGUGUCACCUCCUGCGGGGACUCCCGUGCCGUGGUCUACCCACCACCCGUGGUCAUCACCUUCCCAGGCCCCAUCCUCAGCUCCUGCCCCCAGGAGAGCAUCGUGGGCACCUCAGUCCCACUGGAGAUAUGCAACUCCGGUGGGUACCCCUGCUAUUCCCGCAGGUACCCGACUUACCGUCGUGGGAGCUGCGGGCCCUGCUAA
Molecule: messenger RNA, 447 nt
Organism: Pelecanus crispus (Dalmatian pelican)
Lineage: Eukaryota; Metazoa; Chordata; Aves; Pelecaniformes; Pelecanidae
Source: RefSeq, a predicted model, not a curated record